Parastagonospora nodorum SN15 is the source of this 912-nucleotide messenger RNA. RefSeq lists its product as hypothetical. The transcript is spliced from 2 exons. The coding region runs from base 1 to 912 and encodes 303 amino acids. The record is from RefSeq and is a predicted model, not a curated record. Lineage: Eukaryota; Fungi; Ascomycota; Dothideomycetes; Pleosporales; Phaeosphaeriaceae.
AUGUCAAUCCGCUACAACCCGAAACUGUUUACCAUUGAGAAUCUUUUGCGUACGGACAAGCGCAGUCAGCUUAUUGAGAUAUCUGAGCAAGCUACAAACUCAAGAGACAUCACAGUAGCGCUCGGCAGAAAUGCAUUCGACUCGACAAGGCCUGGGGCAAUAGAUGCGACGCGAGUCAUCAAUCCACUAGAGCUUGAGAUUCGACUGAAUCCUGUUCAUUUUGCACCCUCUCAAGCCGAGCCACCGAUGCAUUACGAUUUAGAAAAUAGUCCAAGGAUUUCGAUUACGUUCAUGUCCAAUCAAAAGGAAGAACACGCGAAGAACCCUCGUUCCCCUUAUCAGGCAGACCAAGAUUCACUCGCUAUCCCGGACCUCUCUCCAUCUAUCGGAAAAGGUUCAGAAGACAUCGACAUGAUUGAACCAGUCACCCCGCUUACGAGUUCUUUCACUCUCGACUCAAAUACGACAUCGAAAAUAUGUAGAACUUCACUGACGUCUUCACCGUUAAGCGUCGAUGAAGCGGAUGAUGCGGGUGAAGGUCUGUCAUGCGAGUUGUAUGGAAGCAAGUCAGACUUGCACGGCACAGCGCCAUUCUCGCACGACCUGCAGAUACUACAGGCUCAUUGCGAAAGUGCCAUGAUAGAAGAUGUUGUUCAGAAAAUGAGCAUUCCGGUCUCAGCGCCGAGCUCAACACAGCUGGCUUCGCCUUGCGCAGAAAACAUCCUGCCUAGCUCAGCCUUUUUGGACUCAACACAAUCAGAGUCACACUCUUCACCGAGUGUGGACGAAGCGGUAACAAAUCAGGACACCCUCCGAAAGGGGCCAAUCGAUCGUAAAAGCUCAAAUGAAACAACCACUUUCACAUGCGUGCAGUGUCAUCUACCUUUCCCAACUAGGGGCAAAGUAAAGUAA